CAUUUGAGGAACUGCUAAACUGUUUUCCAAAGUACCUGAGCCAUUUUACGUACUUGUAUGUGGAUAUCCAGCUGUCUUAGCAUUGAAAAGACUGUCCUUGCCCUGCGGAAUUGUCUUGGCAUCCUGGGGAACUUCAGUCGAUAACUGAAUAAAUUUAACCAAGAAGGUGAAAGACCUGCACAGUGAAAACUACAAGGCAUUAAUGAAAGAAAUUGAAGAAGACACAAAUAAAUGGAAAGAUAUUCUGUGCUCAUGGAUUGGAAGAAUUAAUAUUACAAUGUCCAUGCUACCCUAAACAAUAUACAGAUUCAAUGCAAUACCUAUCAGAAUCCCAAUGACAUUUUUCACAGUAAUAAAACAAACAAAAAAAAAUACAAAAAUUUUGGAACUAUGAAAGAUUCUGGAUAGCCACAGCAAUCUUGAGAAAGAAUAAAGCUGCAGGCAUCAUGUGCCCUUAUUUCAAACUAUAUUACAAAGCUAUAAUAAUUAAAACAGUAUGGUAUUGACAUAAAAACAGACGCAUAAAUCAGUGGAACAGAAUAGAGAGCUCAGAAAUAAACCUAUGCAUAUAUUAAUUAAUUUAUGAGAAAGGAGACAAGAAUGUCCAAUGGGGAAAGGACAGUCUCUUCAAUAAAUAGUGCUAGGAAAAUUGACAGCACAUGCAAAAGAAUGAAAUUGGAUCACCAUACACAAAAAUUAACUCAAAAUGGAUUAAAGACUUGAGCUUGAGACCUAAAACUGUAAAAAUCCUAGAAGAAAAUAGAGAAACCUCCAGAGCAGUGUUUGGUAAGAUGAGGGCAGAAGGAGGAGCCACAGAUGCCUGCAGCAGAGGACUAUGGCAACUCAGGAAGCCACUCCAGGAAGCCAAUCAGAGGAGAGCAAUGCUUUGGACCUGCCAUCAGCUUAUGACAUAAGGGAUUACGUGUUGCAGAGACCCAGCCAGGAGGCCAACAGUGAGGCUUUUAGUUCUGAGGAAGCCCUUUCUAUUCCUUGCUCUUCUGAUAUGGAUCCAGACACUAGUAACUUAAAUACUGAACAAAAUGAUUCCUGGACCUCUGAGAACUCCUGGCUUGACCCUUCUGUGAAGGGCCCACCAGAGACCAAGGCAGAGGAUGCUGGACUUCGGAAAUCUCUGGACAGAUUCUAUGAAGUAUUUGGCCAUCCACAGCCAGCCUCUGGAAAUUCACUCUCCACAUCUGUCUACCAGUGCCUGUCUCAGAAAAUAAAUGAACUGAAGGGCAAGGAGAACCAAAAUUACACCCUCCGCAGUUUUCAAAUGGCACGGGUCAUCUUCAACCGGGACGGCUGCUCCAUCUUACAGAAGCAUUCCAGGGAUGCCCACUUUUACCCAACCAGAGAAGGAAGUGCAUCUCUGGAGGAUGAAAAGCUGACCCCAGGACUUUCAAAAGAAAUUAUUCAUUUCCUCUUGCAGCAGAACUUGAUGAAAGACCCAUAACUGUUGCCUGGUGGUGAGAACAAGCAUAUGGGGGGUAGCCCUGUGGCUGAUACUGUUGGUGCAUCACCCAGAACCCCUCAGCUCUCUUGCCAGCUCUGUGUGCCCAACCCCCAGCUAAGUGCUUUGCAGGCAAAGGCUGGCAUCUGUGAUCUGGUCCUGGAGGCAGUUCGGCCCGAAUGGAAAGCCAGCAGUGUCUGGAGGUUUUAUUGCCUCCAUGGCCACCCCAUCUCCUACCCCACCCUUUGACCUAAGGCUGGUGACCAACUGGUUUGGGAGUCUGAAAGUCCACCUUCCUUGUCUCCAGGAAGGACAUGCUCUGAGGCAUGAUUAAAGUUCCAGAGCUCUCCUGAUCAGGCCAAGGGUGGGGCUUCGCAUGAAAUCUCACUCUUGCCGGGCUCCUUCCUUCCCCUGUCCUUCUCCCACUCACUGAUGUCUCCUGGGAGUGUUUCCUUAAUAAAUCUCUUGCACCUGAA
Molecule: messenger RNA, 1929 nt
Organism: Physeter macrocephalus (sperm whale)
Lineage: Eukaryota; Metazoa; Chordata; Mammalia; Artiodactyla; Physeteridae
Gene: SHLD1
Product: shieldin complex subunit 1
Exons: 5
Coding region: 836-1456 (206 amino acids)
Biological process (GO): positive regulation of isotype switching; negative regulation of double-strand break repair via homologous recombination; positive regulation of double-strand break repair via nonhomologous end joining
Cellular component (GO): site of double-strand break
Source: RefSeq, a predicted model, not a curated record